CCUACCAUCGACCCGUUGUGAAGUUAUAAAAGCCGCUGCAGCGCCGCAACGGUUAUAGUUUGUGUGGAGAAGCCCCAUUACUCGGCCUGUCCAUCAACACUUUGUGAUUUCAACCUAUUUUUUGUGUGCAGUAUUAUAACUUAUUACUCAAAAUGCGUGAGUGUAUCUCUAUCCACGUCGGCCAAGCUGGAGUCCAGAUUGGAAAUGCCUGCUGGGAGCUCUACUGCCUUGAGCACGGCAUCCAGCCUGACGGUCAGAUGCCAUCCGACAAGACCAUCGGUGGCGGAGACGACAGCUUUAACACCUUCUUCAGCGAAACCGGCGCUGGCAAACAUGUUCCUAGGGCAGUUUUUGUUGACUUGGAGCCGACAGUAGUAGACGAGGUGCGAACUGGUACAUACAGACAACUCUUCCACCCUGAACAACUCAUCACUGGAAAGGAAGACGCUGCCAAUAACUAUGCUAGAGGCCACUACACCAUUGGAAAGGAAAUCGUUGACUUGGUUCUGGACAGGAUUAGGAAGUUGGCUGACCAAUGUACUGGACUUCAGGGAUUCCUCAUCUUCCACUCCUUCGGUGGUGGCACUGGCUCUGGCUUCACCUCUCUGCUCAUGGAAAGACUGUCUGUCGACUACGGAAAGAAGAGCAAGCUCGAGUUCGCCAUCUACCCUGCCCCUCAGGUAUCCACCGCUGUUGUUGAGCCCUACAACUCCAUCCUGACCACUCACACGACUCUGGAACACUCUGACUGCGCCUUCAUGGUUGACAACGAAGCUAUCUAUGACAUCUGCCGCCGUAACUUGGACAUUGAGCGCCCGACCUACACCAACCUCAACCGACUCAUCGGCCAAAUCGUCUCCUCCAUCACUGCUUCCCUCAGGUUCGACGGAGCCCUCAACGUCGAUCUGACUGAGUUCCAAACCAACUUGGUGCCUUACCCUCGUAUCCAUUUCCCUCUGGUCACUUACGCUCCGGUCAUUUCCGCUGAGAAGGCUUACCAUGAACAACUCUCUGUAGCCGAGAUCACCAACGCCUGCUUCGAGCCCGCUAACCAGAUGGUGAAGUGCGACCCCCGUCACGGCAAGUACAUGGCGUGUUGUAUGUUGUACCGAGGAGACGUUGUGCCCAAGGACGUCAACGCAGCCAUCGCCACCAUCAAGACCAAGAGGACCAUCCAGUUUGUGGACUGGUGUCCCACAGGGUUCAAGGUUGGUAUCAACUACCAGCCUCCCACCGUUGUGCCCGGCGGUGACUUGGCCAAGGUGCAGAGAGCCGUCUGCAUGUUGUCCAACACCACGGCUAUCGCCGAGGCCUGGGCUCGUCUGGACCACAAGUUCGACCUGAUGUACGCCAAACGCGCCUUCGUCCACUGGUACGUCGGUGAGGGUAUGGAGGAGGGAGAGUUCAGCGAGGCCCGUGAGGACUUGGCUGCCCUUGAGAAGGACUACGAGGAAGUUGGCAUGGACUCAGUCGAGGGAGAAGGCGAGGGUGCUGAGGAGUACUAAGCUCUCCACACGCUGUCGAUGCUGCUCCUCCGUUAAGUUAUAUUCUGCCCAUUUAGUCAUAUUUUUUCUACUUUUUUUAUACAUUUUUUUACCAAAGUAAUUAUUUCCUAUAUGCAAUAUUUAUUAAAUUGUUUUGAGCAGCA
Molecule: messenger RNA, 1648 nt
Organism: Macrosteles quadrilineatus (aster leafhopper)
Lineage: Eukaryota; Metazoa; Arthropoda; Insecta; Hemiptera; Cicadellidae
Product: tubulin alpha-1 chain
Exons: 4
Coding region: 153-1505 (450 amino acids)
Biological process (GO): mitotic cell cycle; microtubule cytoskeleton organization
Cellular component (GO): cytoplasm; microtubule
Molecular function (GO): structural constituent of cytoskeleton; GTP binding
Source: RefSeq, a predicted model, not a curated record